AUGGAUGUCAGUGAGCUUGUCUAUGGGACCCUCUUUCUAUUACAGAUUGUAUUUGGGGUCUCAGGAAACAUGUUCCUCCUCCUGGUUUAUACACAUGUGGUCUCCACCAGACACCAGCUGAAUCCCCCAGAUCUGAUCCUGGCCCACCUGGCCCUGGCCAACACCAUGGUCUUUCUCAGCAGGGGGAUCCCCGACAUCCUGUCAGCUUGGGGGCUGAGGAAUUUACUGGAUGAUGUUGGGUGUAAAAUCCUCUUAUACCUCUACCGAGUGGCCCGGGGACUUGCCAUAAGCACGACCUGCCUCUUGAGCAUCUUCCAGGCCGUCACCAUCAGUCCCCAAAACUCCAGGUGGACAGAAGUCAAAACUCAAUUACCCAAGUACAUCGUCCCCUCCUGCCUCUUCUCCUGGAUCCUCAAUCUGCUGAUUGACAUGAAUACACCGAUGUUGGUCACGGAACCCGGAAACAGCACCAGCAUAAAUAGAGUCAACCUCCUGAAAUACUGCUCUUCUAUCAGUGUCAGUGCAGCCACAACGCUGGUCAAUACAGUGGUGCUCUCCCUCCGCGAUAUGUUCUUUGUGGGACUCAUGAGUGCAGCCAGUGGCUACAUGGUGUUUGUCCUGCACAGACACCACCGGCGGGUCCAGCACCUCCACGGGCUCAGCCGCUCACCUAGGACAAGGCCCGAGGUCCAAGCAGCCAAGAGAGUCAUUGCCCUGGUCACCCUCUAUGUCUUACUGUAUGGACGGGAUACAAUCACCCUGAGUUUAUUAUUUCAUAUGAAGAAAAUUUCCCCUCUCAUUCUUAGUAGCCAUAACAUUAUGUCCUUCACGUUCUCAGCUGUCAGUCCGUUUCUGAUAAUUCUUAGUGACAGGAGGGUGAGAAUGUUCUAG
Messenger RNA from Tachyglossus aculeatus (Australian echidna), 891 nucleotides. RefSeq names its product olfactory receptor class A-like protein 1. Gene Ontology annotation, biological process: G protein-coupled receptor signaling pathway. The record is from RefSeq and is a predicted model, not a curated record. Lineage: Eukaryota; Metazoa; Chordata; Mammalia; Monotremata; Tachyglossidae. Gene Ontology annotation, molecular function: pheromone receptor activity. The coding region runs from base 1 to 891 and encodes 296 amino acids. Gene Ontology annotation, cellular component: membrane. The transcript has a single exon.